AAUCUAUUGCAUCUAAACGCAAUAAUGCCUUUAUUUAGUAAUAAAUUUUCGCCCAAAACAAUCCCAGUGAGGAGACAAGAUACCGCGGUAUUGAAAAAUGAAUUCGGUAGUGAUUUUGCAUCGAGAGAAUUAUCGAUAGACAUUGCACCACUGAAAUUGAAACUGGGUGAAUUUGAACUGUCUUUCGAAGAAGGGCAAUGGAUACCAGCAUCCGGCAGAGCUGGCGCAGCACAUAAAGAGAACAUUCGCCUUAAAAAAGAAUUGGAACACCUUGAAGAAGAAAACAAUAUGCUGCGACUGAAAUUCGAAAUACUACUCGAUAUGAUGACCGAUAAGACUGUAGAAGCAGAACAAGAAGUCCAGCGAGCUCAAAGUAUGGGCUCAUUGAAAACGAAGAGUAAAAAACAGAAGUGGUAAUGCUAAUAAUGGACAGAUCGUAGUGAAAUCUAAGGAGCGUAAAUCAGUAAAGUCAGUCAACUUCUUAAUACUCAUCGAGAUUACCCGGCCGGCCUACUUUUGGCGCAGGCUGGUGGGACCCCGUACGCCUCCACACCGCACAGAGCUCUAUAAGAUAUAUUUCUGAGAGUGU
Messenger RNA from Pararge aegeria (speckled wood butterfly), 589 nucleotides. RefSeq names its product protein chibby homolog 1 (gene Cby). Lineage: Eukaryota; Metazoa; Arthropoda; Insecta; Lepidoptera; Nymphalidae. Bases 25 to 417 code for a protein of 130 amino acids. The transcript is spliced from 2 exons. The record is from RefSeq and is a predicted model, not a curated record.